UCUGGGUGGGUUCGCGUCGCGGUGGUGCCUUCUACGAUUUAGUCAUCGCUUUAUGGAGCGCAAAUUGGAAGGGAAUGGUGAUGGUGAACAACCCCUCGCAGCAGAACACUCAACUCGACGCGCAGUUGCUGUUGGAGCUGGGUCGGUAUUUCAAGUUCCUGACGCUAUCGGGAACGAAUCAGUUGCACUUGAAUCGCGCUAGUAUAUCGUGGUGUCGAGAGCGUGGUAUAUCGUCGUUACAGUCGCACGUCACAACAAUCGCUCCCCGGUCCUCAGCCAUGUGUUUGUGUUGCGGAAAUCGAGAAGGAUACGAUAUCGACGAUGCCAACUUCGGCAAGUCGUACAAGGAAAGCUUCAGCACCAGCCAGACGGCUGAAGUGGGAUCUGCUCCGGUCGUGAUAGUCAGUCAACCGACGAACGGUGCAACGGUUCCGGCUAGUGAUUCCACCCAGGAUGCUCGAUGAAGCAGAAACUACACGCUGCAACCGGUUGCAUUUCAUCCCUUCGAAUAUUAUACAUCGUCAUCAAUAGGCAGCGACGCCUUUUAACAGCAACGUGAUUCCGUUCCGGCAUUAAGCAGCAAACUAUAAUCAUCACGACACGACAGAUGAUGCCAUCGAGUGUGACCUUUGUGGAACGAUUAGCGGAAUUAGAUAAUCUAUUUCAAUUAAUUUUUAAAGACCACGGAAUAGCCACUAUGUCAAUAAACUAAACUAAAGACAAACUAUUA
Anopheles darlingi is the source of this 730-nucleotide messenger RNA. RefSeq lists its product as uncharacterized. The transcript has 2 exons. The coding region runs from base 75 to 464 and encodes 129 amino acids. Lineage: Eukaryota; Metazoa; Arthropoda; Insecta; Diptera; Culicidae. The record is from RefSeq and is a predicted model, not a curated record.